AAUGUCAAAUUAAAAUAAAUAAACAAAAUGACAUGUCAACAUGUCAAUAUGUCAUUCAACAAGUGUAUUUUUUUUUGUUUAUAUGUUAAUCUAUAAUUGUUGUCGUUUAAAAUCAAAAUUUUCAAUUACAGAUUUUCAAAUUUUGUCAUAAAUAAACAACAAUGAAUGCAAAUUAUGAUGAAAAUUUAUUGGAUAAUUAUUAUUUACAAUCACUGUGUCGUGAUUAUACAGAAUUAUUUAAUACAGCUGUUGAAAAAUCAUGUAUAAUUUGUAUACCAAGACGUGACAGUUGGAUCACUGAAUUAAUUGAUGAAAAUAAUAUCAAAUGUCAUAUAUUAAUUUUGGAUAAUUUCGAUGAUAAAUCAUGUUAUUAUUUGACACUUGAUGGACAUAAUGUUCAGCUCAAAAAUGGGCUAUUAACAAUUGACAUUUAUAAUGAAAAAAAUACAGUUAAAUUGCUAUUUGAAGAAAUUUUUUAUAAUAAUAAAAACAAAUAUACUGUUUGGUGCAUUGAACGACCACUUGUUAAUGACAACAUGUACCUUGAAAAUGACCUUCCUCCAACAGUAAAAACUCUAUCAGACUGUGAAAAAUUUAUAUUUUCACAAUUAAAUAAUAAAAAAAUUUUCAAUGAACUAAAUAAUCAUAUAAAUAGUUUUAUAAUAAAAAAUAAUAAAAUUGAAAAUUUAAAUUCAACAAUACAAUGUAAAUUAAUUAAAAAUUUAUACAAAGAAUGUUUGAAUAAAAUAUUAAAUGACGUUAACAUUAAUAAAAAAUCAAACGACAAUUUACAUUAUCAACAUGUAAUUAAAAUUUCUAUUGAAUGUCAUGUUUUAUAUGAAUUACGAAAUCAGCUAAAAAAUAUUAUCUCAAUAAAUACCUCAGACAAUGAUUCUCAUCUGAAUAAAAUUAUAAAAAAUAUCCAAGAUUUAGAGUUGGAUGAUUUAAAUAUCGAAAAUAAUGCACAAAUAAAUGACAAAAUUCACCGUAGUAAAAUUGAAUUAUCAAGAAUCAACAGCUUCAUAACAAUACUUGGUAAAAUUGGAUGUUUAAAACGUGCAAUAAAUUAUAUUUCAAAAGACAAUAAUAAAUUUAAUAACGACAGUCUUCUUCCAAUUUUAAUAUUCAUUAUCAUUAAAACUGGCUUAACAAAUUGGAAUUUCCAACUGGAAAUUUUAAAGCAUUACAACUUUUCAAAUGAUCAUGAUAAUAAUAGCGAAACAUCAUUUUUAAUAACGACAUUAGAAGCAUCAAUUGAAUACAUUAAAACAAAAUUAUCAAUUAUAAAUAAUAAUAAAUUUCUAAAGCUACAAACUUCAUUAACUGAUAAAUUAUUUACAAAUACUAAAAAUAAUAAUAAUAAUAGAAAUUUAUUAUUUAAUUAUGAAAAAUUAUGUCAUCCACUUUGUAGAUGUGAAAAAUGUAAAAUUAAUUAUUCAAGUGUAAUUAAUAUCAAGGAUGAAAAAGGAAGAACACCAUUGCACAUUGCAUGUUAUUGUGGUGAUAUUAAAUUAAUUAACUAUUUAAUUGUUAAUAAUGCACUGAUCAAUGAACCAGAUAAUAAUUGUCAAACACCAAUUCAUUAUGCAACAAUGCGAGGUCAUCAAAAUGUAUUAUUGUUGCUAUUAUUACAUGAUGGUUGUAAUAUUAAUAUUGUUGAUAAUAGUGGUUUUAAUUUACUACAUUUUGCUGCUUAUUAUUGUCAUGAUGUAUGUUUAAAAACAAUACUGUGUUAUGAUAAAAAUAUUAAUAUAAAUUCGCAAAAUAAUGCGGGUGAUACAGCUCUACAUAUUGCAUCAAAAUUGGGCUAUAAAGCAAUUGUUAAUACUCUAGUUGAAUGCGGGGCAGAUAGAGAUAUCAAAAAUAAAAGAGGACAAACACCAUUAACAAUUGCACAUAAUAAAAUAAUUAUUAAAAUUAUUAAUAGUAAUAAUAAUACAGUUGAUAAAAUAAAUUUAAACUGUAAAUUAAUAAAAGGUAAUUGUAAGAAAUUAAAUAAUGAAAUUAAACCAAAAAUAGUUGAUAAUAAAAUUGAUAAAUUAAUGAGAUCAAUUAAUGAUGGUGAUGUUAGACUGGCUUGUUAUUAUUUGGGUCUUGAGGGAGCAUGUACAAGACCAAGAAAAACAUCAGUUGAUUUGAUUCUCUGUCAUCCAUUGUGUAGAUGUAAUAAUUGCCAUGAUAUUGAUGAGACAAUAUUUGAUGAUGAUAGUGUUGGUGGUCCUGAUAAAUCAACACUUAAUUUAAAUGUUACAAAUUUACGUGGAGAAACAUGUCUUCAUCUUGCUUGUCUAAAUGGUCUUGAUGAUUUAAUUGAAAUACUAAUUGAUGCUGGAGCAGAUGUUAAUGCCAUGACAAUUAUUGAAAAACGUACAGCAUUACAUAUUGCUUGUUAUCAUGGAAAAAUAAAAAUUGUAAAAUUAUUAUUAAAUUGUCAAACAAUAAAUAUAAAUAGUGCGGAUUAUCUUGGUGAUACUGCUCUUCAUAUUGCUGCCAAAAAUGGUUUUAUUAAAAUUGUUGAAUUAAUAUUAAGGCAUGAUGUUGAUAUUUAUUUACGUAAUUGUAAUGGUCUUACUGCAAUGGAACAAGUACAUGAUAUUAUUAGAGAAUAUAAAUUUUCUUCACAAACAUUUAUUGAUAUUUUAAAUAUAUUAAAAAAUCAUUAGUCAAUUGCAAAAAGGUUUUUUGAAAUAAAUAAUUGUUUGUAUAUUUAUUUUUUUUAUUUAAUCUAAUCAUGUUAUUAUUUAAUCACAAUUUGUAAUUAGCAGUCGUUAUAAUAAUUAUUAUAAUAAGUAGUCAUGUAAAAUAUACAGAAAUAUAUCAUAUUCACAAUUAUUAUUAAUAUUAUUUACAACAAAAUGACAAACUAGUGUCGAGGAAUAAAAAUUCAUUUUCUUUUGUAUUUUUUUAUAAAUAAAUAUAUAUAUAUUAAAAUUUGUGACGUGCUAUAAUCAUACAAUAAAAAUUUUUAAUAUGAUUUUUUUCGUUGUUUGCUGACACGAGAUUAGAAAAAAAAAAAAGAAAAAAA
This is a messenger RNA of Aphidius gifuensis, 3025 nucleotides long. RefSeq names its product ankyrin repeat domain-containing protein 27-like. Gene Ontology annotation, molecular function: SNARE binding; guanyl-nucleotide exchange factor activity. Gene Ontology annotation, biological process: early endosome to late endosome transport. Bases 162 to 2663 code for a protein of 833 amino acids. Gene Ontology annotation, cellular component: late endosome; tubular endosome; early endosome. The transcript is spliced from 2 exons. Lineage: Eukaryota; Metazoa; Arthropoda; Insecta; Hymenoptera; Braconidae. The record is from RefSeq and is a predicted model, not a curated record.